AAUGACUCCAGCACGUGUAACUGGAAAAUCUGUCUUUAGAAAGAUCCGCCCAGCGUACGAUUUGUCGGGGUUGCGCCCAACGCGAGGGAACGAAGAAGAGCAGUCGCGCGCCGACCGCUGUCACGGUGUGUUCCUCAUGUGUCGCUCCGUUUUGAUUUGUAUAAAUUCGAGGCGCUUAACGCCCUAAGGGGCCGGUUAUAGCGCGAAUCCAUUAGGUAAAGUGUGCUUGUGAGAAGGAGGACCUCCAGGGUUAGUCUUCGAGAUGAGCUAUGAAGGGGGCCCUCGGCUGCCUGCUAGCCUCCAUUUUUAUUUUACAACUAUUUCGACCAAAUAUUUACACGUCAGCGCUGCCUCCAGUUGUCAAAAUUGGUGCAAUCUUUACUCAUGACCAAAAGGACAGCAGCACAGAGCUAGCCUUCAAGUAUGCCGUUUACAAAAUCAACAAAGAGAAAAUUAUUCUGCCAAAAACGAAUCUGGUGUACGACAUUCAGUAUGUACCCAAAGAUGACUCUUUCCAUGCAUCAAAAAAGGCUUGCCAACAGGUUAAAUUCGGCGUGCAGGCAAUUUUUGGUCCAUCGGACCCCAUACUUGGUCAGCAUAUUCAUAGCAUCUGUGAUGCACUGGACAUUCCACAUUUGGAGGUCAGGUUGGACUUGGAUACAGAGGCUAAAGAAUUUAGUAUCAAUCUUCAUCCCGCACAAAGUCUGCUCAAUUCUGCUUACCAAGACGUUAUGAAGUUUCUUAAUUGGACAAAAGUAGCAAUUAUUUACGAAGAUGAUUAUGGCUUAAUAAAGUUACGAGAGUUGGUGAAAUCGCCCAAGUUUCAUGAACUAGAAGUACAUAUGAGACAAACGGAUCCUAAUUCGUAUAAAGAAGUAUUGGCUGAUAUCAAAACGAAAGAAAUACAUAAUUUUAUCAUUGACACCAAGCCAAAAAAUAUGCAUCACUUUUUACGAAUGAUACUACAACUACAAAUGAAUGAUUACAAGUAUCACUACCUUUUUACCACUUUUGAUAUUGAAACCUUCGAUCUAGAAGACUUCAAGUACAAUUACGUUAAUAUCACUGCCUUUCGAUUAGUCGACGCUGACGACGCAGCAGUAAGGGGGAUUUUACGCGACAUGGAACGUUUUCAACCAGCUGGAAAUACAAUUCUCAAUAAAUCACACGUUAUUCAGGCUGAACCAGCCCUCAUUUACGACAGUGUUCAAGUAUUUGCAGUUGGACUACGAACUUUAGAACAAUCUCAUGCGCUGAGACCUGCCAAUCUUUCCUGUGAGCUCGAACAUCCUUGGGAUGGCGGAUUAUCACUAAUUAACUACAUAAACUCGGUGGAAAUGAAAGGUAUUUCUGGUCCUAUUGAGUUCAAAGAAGGUCGUCGCAUACAAUUCAAGCUAGACUUACUAAAACUGAAACAACAUUCUCUUGUAAAGGUGGGCGAAUGGAGACCCGAAUCAGGCGUAAAUGUAACAGAUUUUACAGCAUUUUUCGAACCUGGAACCGUAAAUGUUACACUGAAAGUCAUAACAAUUCCGGAGAGGCCAUAUGUUAUGAUGCACCAUGAAAAAAACUACACGGGUAACAAUCGGUUUUACGGGUUUUGCGUGGAUCUGCUCGAAGCAGUGGCAAAAUGUGUAGGCUUCGAUUAUCGUUUGGAGCUUGUUGAGGAUCGCAAAUAUGGCGCGAAAGAUCCAGAGACUGGCGAGUGGAAUGGCAUCGUCAAUGAACUCAUGCGACAUGAACAACCCUACGUAAUGCUGAAGAAGACCGGAAAUUUCAGUGGUAACGAACGGUACGAGGGAUUUUGCAUCGACCUACUAAGAGAGAUAGCACAAAUGGUUGGAUUUACCUACAAGAUCGAGCUUGUACCGGAUGGCAAGUACGGUGUUUACGAUUACGAGACUGGCGAGUGGAAUGGAAUUGUACGGCAAUUGAUGGAUAAGAAGGCUGAUUUAGCAGUAGGGUCAAUGACUAUAAAUUAUGCAAGAGAGAGUGUAAUCGACUUUACGAAGCCAUUUAUGAACCUCGGAAUCUCCAUACUCUUUAAGGUACCGACGAGUCACCCAGCUCGAUUGUUCUCGUUCAUGAAUCCUUUGGCGAUUGAAAUCUGGCUGUACGUUCUCGCUGCUUACGUUUUGGUCUCCGUGACAAUGUUCGUCGUCGCACGAUUUAGUCCUUACGAGUGGAAUAACCCACAUCCGUGCCAUUCGGGCCCGACGGAAAUUGUCGAGAAUCAAUUCUCCUUGGCAAAUAGUUUUUGGUUCACCAUCGGAACGCUGAUGCAGCAGGGUAGCGAUCUAAAUCCAAAGGCAACGAGUACUCGGAUUGUAGGGGGAAUUUGGUGGUUCUUCACCCUAAUAAUAAUUUCAUCAUACACCGCAAAUCUUGCUGCAUUUUUAACUGUCGAGCGAAUGAUUACGCCAAUAGAAAAUGCUGAAGAUCUUGCUGGGCAAACGGAUAUUACUUAUGGGACACUUGACAGCGGAAGCACCAUGACAUUUUUUCGAGACUCAAUGAUUGAAACUUACAAAAAAAUGUGGCGUUUUAUGGAAAAUAAAAAACCAUCAGUAUUUGUAUCUACAUAUGAAGAAGGAAUCCAGCGGGUACUACAGGGUGACUACGCAUUCUUAAUGGAAUCAACAAUGCUAGACUAUAUUGUACAACGUGAUUGUAAUCUCACCCAGAUUGCUGGACUACUUGAUAGCAAAGGAUAUGGAAUUGCGACACCAAUGGGUUCGCCAUGGCGAGAUAAAAUUUCAUUGGCAAUAUUAGAGCUCCAGGAGAAAGGGGAAAUUCAAAUGUUGUAUGACAAAUGGUGGAAAACUCCCGGAGAUACUUGUAUGAGAACUGAAAAAGGCAAAGAAAACAAAGCUAAUGCUUUAGGUAUUUCUAAUAUAGGUGGAAUAUUUGUCGUUUUAUUAUGUGGACUUGCAUUUGCUGUAUUAGUUGCAAUAUUUGAAUUUUGUUAUAAUUCAAAACGAAAUUCCAUAUCUGAACGGUCAUCAUCAACUGUACAACCACCUCCUACAUGCUCAGGCUCACUGCAAGCAAUUCCGCAGAGUAUGCAACAGCAGAAUCAGCAGCAGGAAUCUCUUUGCACUGAAAUGAUGCGUGAACUCUAUCAUGCACUACGCUGUCGACCAUCGUCUCAUAGACGACGAGCAUGCGAGAAAUGUUUGACCCAUGUUGUGGGUUACCCAUUAGACAAUUUUACUACGGCCCCUUUCAAUGGAAUGAGAUCUCAGCAGAGCAGCCUAAGAGUGUCAAAUGAAUUACCGCCAUCUCACCUUCACUUACAUCAUAAUACUUCACAUGAUUAAGAAGGACAUAAAUAAUUAAACAAAUAAAACAAUCAGAUCUAAAAAAGUUUGUCAUUGUAAAUGAAAUAACUACUAAAUAAUUUGAUAAUUUAUUAUAAAUUUUAAAUGUAUAUUAUUCGAUUUAAAUAAUUGUAGCAUUUUGAGAAAUCAUUUAAUACAGAAAUGUUACACUCAAUUAACUCGAAUUGUAUGAAAAAAUACACAUAGAAUUAGUUAAGUUAUCAAAGUUCAUCGAUUGUGAUCUCAAACAAUUAUCAGUGGUUUCGUUAUAAAACCGGAUGAUUACCUUUAAUUUUGCAUGGUACUGGUAAUUAUUACUGAAUGAUUUUUGCAGUUGUGUUAUCAAGAAUAGUCACUACCGUCUCUAGCCAAUUUUAAGAAAAAGUUCUACAACAUCCCGGACUUCUUUGUAAAUACAAAUCGCGUAAAUAUAUAUAAUUAUUAGUUAAAUAUAUUCAUAAAAAAAAAUAUUAAUAAUAAUAACGAUUAUAACUAAUAAUAGUAAUAAUAAUAAUAAUAACUAUAAUUAUAAUAAUAAAAAUUAUAAUAAUAAUAAUAAUAAUAAUAAUUAUUAUUAUUAUUAUUAUUAUUAUUAUUAUUAUUAUAAUAAAUUUAGAAACAAUUAUUCAAUGUUUUAUAUUAUUUUUUUGUACAUACGAAU
Microplitis mediator is the source of this 3981-nucleotide messenger RNA. RefSeq names its product glutamate receptor ionotropic, kainate 2-like. Gene Ontology annotation, biological process: monoatomic ion transport. The transcript has 20 exons. The coding region runs from base 270 to 3320 and encodes 1016 amino acids. Gene Ontology annotation, molecular function: glutamate-gated receptor activity. Gene Ontology annotation, cellular component: postsynaptic membrane; plasma membrane. The record is from RefSeq and is a predicted model, not a curated record. Lineage: Eukaryota; Metazoa; Arthropoda; Insecta; Hymenoptera; Braconidae.